Molecule: messenger RNA, 7628 nt
Organism: Cavia porcellus (domestic guinea pig)
Lineage: Eukaryota; Metazoa; Chordata; Mammalia; Rodentia; Caviidae
Gene: Snx13
Product: sorting nexin 13
Exons: 26
Coding region: 1484-4384 (966 amino acids)
Biological process (GO): positive regulation of GTPase activity
Cellular component (GO): early endosome
Molecular function (GO): phosphatidylinositol binding
Source: RefSeq, a predicted model, not a curated record
CAGUGUUAGUACAUUUGGUGUUAUGUAGGAAUUACAGUUCUUCACUAUUAAUAGGAAAAGGGACUAUUAGGAAAGCUAAAUGGAUUACUUGUGGUUACAUAAUACAAUGUGUUAUUCAAUUAAUAAAAAGGCAUACAAAAUAAGAGGAAGAACCCAUGCUUAUAAUGUUAUUUCUAUGUUAUAUAUGUACAUAUAAAGUGAGGUCAGUUGGAAAUCAUCUAUUCCUGAAAGGUACAUAAAAAGUAUUACAUCAUUUGUCAGGAUCUGCCUAGUGUGUUAAAAAUAGGCUGUUUAUUUUUAUAAUAUAGAAAGGAAUCUGAAUAGGUGCUGCAAAUAAGAAUUUAAGCAUAUUUAUAUUAUAGAGGAAAGAAUUGGAAAGUUAUUCUUUUACUUUAGUCUUAGAAGUAAGAGACUUCUAAUUUGUAGAAUAUGUGUAGUUUUAUGAAAAAUAUUAGGUAUCGUAGACUUUUUUUUACUAUUGGGGAUUGAACUCAUGACCUUGCACUUACCAGAGAGGCACUUAUGAGCUAAACCCCUGGCCUGACUUUUGGUUUUAAUAGUGUAAGGCACAGAGGGAUUCUGGAAUUAUCUCAAGUGACAAGAAUUUCAUUAUAUGGCUAUGUGGUAAUAUUAGGAAAAGAAGAUUUUAUUAACUAGCUAGCUUAAUAGUAAAGCAAAAGUAGUUGGCGUGUUCCAUUUCAGGUAGAUUGAGAUACAGUUAUGAAUACAGUGUAUACCUGACCAACAGAAGUUUAUCCUGCAUGUAUAACACAUAUCUAGCUAUAAGGAUAGCCAUCAUUUUUUAGACUUUUCUCAAUUUCUGUGCUGGUGCUGUGUCAUUUUGGUUGAUUAUUGGUUGUAGUGAGACUUUAUCUCUGUCAUCAUGAACAAUACCAAGACAUAGAUAGUCUUACUGAUUAAACCAAUCUCCACUUAUUCCAGGUUGCCAGUGUUAAUUCUAUAGAGCUUUUCUGCGAGGCCAUUUAAGCCAUUAAUUCUGUCUUUGAGGCUGCUGCCUACCAUGGUGGGACUCAUUCAGGUGAUUUAAAACAAAAACUACCUAGAUGUAGUCUUUCAGAAGAAUCCCUCAGAAGGUAGUAGGCAGACAUUUUUAAGGAUUUCAUGAGGAGGACACUGUAUCAGACUGUAUCAGACAAACACCAUGUAUUUUGCUGUUUACAGGGCAAUAGAUUUAAUACAGCACACAUAUUUUAUAGGAUUAUUUUAUAAUAUUCAUUUAAAAAGUCAAAUGGAGAAGAGUAAAGAUCUGUUUAUGCACUGGAGACCUAAAGAAUCCAACAGCAACAUCCUGCAUGAGUCCAGCUGAAGACUUAGAGCCCAUGAUGAUGUCUUAUGCAAGUCUAUAUCAAGGAUCUGCACUGAGAAAGCCCAGUGGUCAGUGGUGGAAGCUAGAAAGUCUAUACCAGUGAGAUGAAGGAUCUAUGCCAGCAGGCUGAGGGAUCUGCCUUGGAGCCAGGAAGUGAUGCUUAAGGCCAGUCUAUCCAUAUGGGGAUGGGGAAGCCUUGGCAUUGUCCUUUUUCUAAUAACCUUUGGACCCUUUGUAAUAUUUUAUUUGGCAUUUUAUAUCCUCUGCUUUGUGGGUGGGGGUUUAGUGGUAACUCUCCUGUUUGGGAAAACAAACUCAGAAAAGCACCUAGAGCAGUGUGAACACUCAUUUCUUCCUCCGACAUCAACUGGGAUUCCUAAGUGUUUAGAAGAAAUGAAACGGGAAGCCAGGACUAUUAAGAUUGAUAGAAGGUUGACGGGUGCCAAUAUAAUUGAUGAGCCUCUCCAGCAAGUUAUCCAAUUUUCCUUGAGAGAUUAUGUCCAGUAUUGGUAUUAUACACUAAGUGAUGAUGAAUCUUUUCUUCUUGAAAUUAGGCAAGCUCUUCAAAAUGCACUCAUUCAGUUUGCUACUAGGGCAAAAGAAAUAGACUGGCAACCUUAUUUUACUACACGAAUUGUAGAUGAUUUUGGCACACACCUAAGAGUAUUCAGAAAGGCUCAACAGAGAAUAACAGAGAAAGAUGAUCAAAUGAAAGGUACAGCAGAGGAUCUUAUAGAUUCCUUCUUUGAAGUUGAAGUUGAAAUGGAAAAGGAAGUUUGCCGUGACCUAGUGUGCACUUCUUCCAAAGAUGAAGAAGGAUUCCUAAGGGAUUUGUGUGAGGUCUUACUAUAUUUAUUGCUACCUCCUGGAGAUUUCCAGAACAAGAUCAUGCGAUACUUUGUCAGGGAAAUUCUUGCACGUGGAAUUCUUCUUCCGUUAAUAAAUCAACUCAGUGAUCCUGAUUAUAUUAAUCAGUAUGUCAUAUGGAUGAUCCGUGAUUCAAAUUGCAAUUAUGAGGCCUUUAUGAACAUUAUUAAAUUGAGUGACAAUGUUGGAGAGCUAGAAGCAGUUAGAGAUAAGGCAGCAGAAGAAUUACAGUAUCUUAGAUCUUUAGAUACAGCUGGUGAUGAUAUCAACACUAUCAAAAAUCAAAUAAAUAGCUUACUAUUUGUGAAGAAAGUUUGUGAUUCAAGAAUACAACGAUUACAGUCAGGCAAAGAAAUAAAUACUGUGAAACUGGCAGCAAACUUUGGGAAACUUUGCACAGUCCCAUUGGACAGCAUUCUUGUAGACAAUAUUGCACUACAAUUUUUUAUGGAUUAUAUGCAGCAAACUGGAGGUCAAGCACAUCUUUUCUUCUGGUUGACAGUGGAAGGGUACCGGGUUACAGCUCAUCAGCAGUUAGAGGUUUUAUUAAGUCGCCAGAGAGAUGGAAAACAUCAAACCAACCAAACCAAAGGUCUUUUAAGAGCAGCUGCUGUUGGAAUUUAUGAACAGUAUUUAUCUGAAAAGGCAUCUCCAAGAGUUACUGUUGAUGACUAUUUAGUAGCAAAAUUAGCAGAUACUUUGAAUCAUGAAGAUCCAACCCCUGAAAUCUUUGAUGACAUUCAGAGGAAGGUGUAUGACUUGAUGCUACGAGAUGAAAGGUUUUAUCCUUCCUUCAGACAGAAUGCCCUGUAUGUGCGCAUGUUAGCUGAGCUGGACAUGCUAAAAGAUCCCAGUUUCAGAGGCUCAGAUGAUGGUGACGGAGAAUCUUUUAAUGGGUCUCCUACAGGAAGCAUAAAUUUGUCUUUAGAUGACCUUUCAAGUGUAUCUUCUGAUGACUCAGUACAACUUCAUGCUUACAUUUCAGAUACCGUAUUUGCUGACUGUAAUCCGUAUGCUGUGGCAGGCGUUUGUAAUGACCACGGCAAAACGUAUGCAUUAUAUGCCAUCACUGUACACCGGCGCAAUCUGAACACGGAGGAGAUGUGGAAAACCUAUCGUCGUUACAGUGACUUCCAUGACUUCCAUAUGAGAAUUACUGAACAGUUUGAAAAUCUAUCAAGCAUAUUGAAGCUUCCUGGUAAAAAGACUUUUAACAACAUGGAUAGAGAUUUUUUAGAAAAGAGGAAAAAAGAUCUAAAUGCCUAUUUACAGUUACUAUUAACUCCUGAAAUGAUGAAAGCAUGCCCCGCUUUGGCUCACUGUGUGUAUGACUUCCUUGAGAAUAAAGCCUACAGUAAAGGGAAAGGGGACUUUGCUCGCAAGAUGGACACUUUUGUAAAUCCACUUCGAAAUUCUAUGAGGAAUGUUUCAAAUGCAGUUAAAUCACUUCCUGAUAGUUUGGCAGAAGGAAUGACUAAAAUGUCAGACAACAUGGGCAAAAUGUCAGAAAGAUUAGGUCAAGAUAUAAAGCAAUCAUUUUUCAAGGUGCCUCUAAUUACAAAGACUGAUUCAGAUCCUGAACAUUGUCGAGUUUCAGCUCAACUUGAUGAUAAUGUGGAUGACAAUAUUCCUCUUAGGGUAAUGUUGCUUCUCAUGGAUGAAGUAUUCGACUUGAAAGAGAGAAAUCAGUGGUUGCGAAGGAAUAUUAAAAACCUACUUCAGCAGCUUAUUAGAGCUACAUAUGGUGACACUAUUAAUAGAAAAAUAGUUGACCAUGUUGACUGGAUGACCUCACCUGAACAAGUAGCCGACUCAGUGAAACGUUUCAGAGAUGCAUUUUGGCCAAAUGGCAUUUCAGCAGAGACUGUUCCAUGCAGAGACAAAGCUAUACGAAUGAGAACAAGAAUUGCAGGAAAAACAAAAUUAUUUGCAAUUAUGCCAGAUGAACUGAAGCACAUUAUUGGAGCUGAGACAACGCGGAAAGGUAUUCUUCGUGUUUUUGAAAUGUUUCAACACAAUCAGUUAAAUAGGAGAAUGGUUUAUGUCUUCUUGGAAGGCUUUUUAGAAACGUUAUUUCCACAGUAUAAAUUCCGUGAACUUUUCAACAAACUGCAUUCAGGGUCAAAGCAAAUGCUGAAAUACAAACAGAAACUUCAAACUACUCAAGCACCUUCUUUACAGAAAAGGUGACACUCCAGUCUGUGAAGCUGGUGUUCAUUUUGUCCACGACUGAUGGUAUGGACAGAUCUUCUGGGGCUUAAUUCAUAUACUGUUGUGUCUGCACCAGUCUUUUAGUGUCUCAAAAUAGGUUAUUAAUACAUCCAUAAGACUUGUUCUGCACAUCCUCAUCUAUAGUCCAGCCACUACCAAGAGAGAUUUCUGUGUCUUAAAUGAUUUGGUGCAUAAUUUGCAACACUGAGAGAAUAUUUGCCCCCAUCUCAUGCAAGAAUGAUGGUGGACUCUUCUGCUUCAAGCUAAUCAACAUUCUCCAGCAGUGACAAAGUGCCAGAGCGAUGAGGGAUAAGGAAAGCACAAAACAAUGGUUCACAGAUAAAUUCAUUAAUUUCUUUAACAGUUGGUGACUGUACAGUGUAUAAUUUGGAGAAAUUUGUUGUGCAUAAUGAUUUUGUAAAUUGGUGUUAGCAUUUUGAUAUAGUGUGGAUUGGCGAGGUAAAUGAUCUUUAUAACAUCUAUUUCAGGUUUGGAAAAGCAACAGAAUGCCCUUAAAGAAUGACAUAAUUUAUUCCUGAAUUACGGUUUUGUGGCAUAAAACAAAAAUACAUAAUUUGGUUAGAUUUAAUAUCCAUUGGUAUAAAACAAACUGUAAUUGAUUCUUAAUAUGCUUUAAGGGCUCUUUUUCCCUUGCUAAGUUUUCUUUUGGCAUUCUGUGUGCAGAAAAAAAGCAUGUGGUAGCUUUCAUUUAAGUUUCAAAAUUUAUUAGUUUUAGCUUUAACAGAUUACUGAUUAUACAGAAGGGGAGUAAUUUGUUGGAAGAACUGCCAAAUACAUUCUGUCUUUCUAAAAAUGUGGAGAUUAAAAGAAAACAGUACUCUAUUGAAAGUUGCCAUAUGAUAAUUUUAAAUCGUGUGAUCUAGACAUGCCUUAGGUAACUAUAAAAAUAGUGAAUCAGAGGAUUAAUGAGCUUAUUAGUCAUACGUAAACAUACAAGUUCCUAAUUAUAAUCUGUACAUAUAUGAAAAUAAUGAAAACAGAACUGUACUAUUUUUUAAACUAUGCUUUUAUUUAUAUUUCACAUAAUGUAAAAUUUUAAAUAAAGCUAGCAAAAUCCUUCACUGUAUACAUUCAAAUCCCUAAAAUAAUUUUAUACCAACAGAACAAAAUAUCUUUUCCAGUUUUGAAGCCUCUGCAUUUCCUAGUUUUCUCACUGUCCAUUUUGUCCACCUUGGAAGUCUUCAUAUCCCUUGUAUGCAGGAUUUCUGCAUAGUUUUAAAUGCUUCCAUUGACUGAGGGUUUGGAUGUAUCAGCUUCUUUUGUUUAAAAAUAUUUAACACUAAAACCUUAAAAUAGUGAAGCUACUUAUCAGACCACUGAGCCAGGAUCCUGGUAUUAAAGGAAUGUCUGGGUGCUUAAGAUAAAGGGACAGAGUAUUAGUAUCCCAGUUAUUUGGGAGCUUUAAUGUUGAAACAAGAUAUUAUUGUCUUGCUUUCACUUAGAUCCUACUUACAAAGUGAAACCUAUUAAUAGAAUAAAACCUUCCUUUAAAGCUACAUAAUAAUCAUAUUUAUUAAUAAUGCUGUUGUGCAUACUUGUGGUAUGCGUACAUUCAGCGUGUGUUGCAUGUCUUCAGAAUUCCAGAGGUGAAAUCCCUUUCAUUGCAAGCUAGCAAGCGAGAAAAACCCCCUUAGUAGCUCUGGUGGAAGAAGCAUUUCUUCUUGGUGCUUCUCCUUGCUCCCCCGCCCCCACUCCCGCCCCCACCCCAUCCCGUCCCGAGACUUUAAAAGUGAGAUAUGUGAAACGUGUCUGUAGGAAGCAUCAGCAUGGCCUAAGUGCAAUGACUUUCAUAUAUGCCCCUCUCCAUUUCAAGUAUAUUUUUUGACAAGAAUAAAUCUAACUGUAUACAGAAGAAUUCUUGUAAGAGCCUAAUAUGUAUGUGUGAAAAGGCAUUUCCAUAUAAUGUGAGGAAUAUUGACUGUCAACCAGGGAUAGAAAGGUCAUGUAAGAUUGCAAGUUUUCCUGACAGAGCCCUGCAAGAUAAAUGCAGUCAUACCAAAAAGAACUAUUUGACUACAUGGGUUUUUUAAGUAAUUUUGGUUUAAAAGAAUUUAUAUUUCAAAAGCAGAAAUGUCAACUAGUAGUCUGUGUAAACAGUGAUGCGUCUUUAUGCACAUCUGUGUUUUAUAUCGGAGGAAGCUGUGGUCAUGCUAAAAUUAGAGAUACUUUUUGAAUGACUUGGUCAAGCUGUGUGUAAAAUAUUUAACCCGUAAGUGAAAUACGGUGUACUAUGUUUAUUAAAAUUAUUACACUUAAUGCAUUUAUUGCAUUUAUGGAUAUAUACAUGAAGAGGCUUUAUGUCUUCUGAUAUUUGAUUUUUGAAUGUGUCUUUAAGUCAGUGGUGCCUUUAGGCAAAAACUUUCAGAAUUAAUCAUUCUUUGAGUUUUCUGAUUUUUCAGAUAACAUGUAAACACUUAGAAAUCAUAUUUUAUUCACCUAAAAAUUGAUUGUAUAACUUAAAUAUAGCACUUAGAUGAGCAUUUCCUAUAAUUAGGGUGUUCCAAAUAGUUGCUGAAAGCAAUUGUGCCAUUGACCAAUGGAAGCACUUGUUUGGCCUUAUUUUUUUUUUUAAAAAAACAAACAUUAAGAAGUUUCUUGACUGUUUCAGCUUGCUCAUUUUAAGUUUCUGCUGCUGGUGUUGGGAAAAAAUCAGUUAAGUACUACCAGAAAAUGUACCAUUUUUUUAAAAAAAAUUAAGAACAAUAUAAAUUUUGCAAUCUAAAAAUUUAAUUUUGUGCAAUAUUUUCAUUUAAUGCAUGUGUAUUUGAGUAAUUGUAAAAUAAAUGAAUUUUUAAUGUUUUGAGAUGUAGUUUAAACUGUCUUCUUAACCCAACAACUUACAUUCCAUUGUUGCUGCAUCCUCUUAUUUAAGGACUUGUUUAAAAGUCUUUUUUGUCACUCCUUGUAAAAUUCUUUUGGUAGUAGUAAAUUUUGCUUAUAGGAGCAUGGCUCCUGUAUUACAAGGGAAAAUAUAAAGAGCACAUUUUAGGAUUGAAAAUUGUUAAAAGAUACCUUGUGCAUAUCAUUGUACAGUAUGUGUCAACUGUGUGCCUAACUGUUCUACCAAUACUUCCUUCUUUAACAAAGAAGAAACAAUCAGAAUGUCAGUUAUUUUUAUUAACUAAAAAGAGGAUUUAAAAUUUUUAUUUGGUUUGCGUUAUAUUCUGUCCAUUAGAGGAUACUAAUAAAGUAUUAACAAACA